GCGCGUGUGUGUCGGGGGCGCGCGCGCUGAGGACGCUGAGGGAGGCGCGCGCUCGUGUCACAUUCUUCAGAGGAUCCGGUAAACGGCAGAAACACCGACAGACGAGCGGCGACAGACAGCAGCGGGCGAGAGAAUGCUGGCUGAAGAUGGACGUUCCUGAAUACCUGGAUCUGGAUGAGAUCGACUUCACUGAUGAUUUACCUUACAAGAGCAUUCCUGAGCUGUGCCGAAGACACGAUGGAGCGAACGACGAGAGACAAGCUCCGUCCAUCAACUGGGCUCGUAGCACAGCGUCACACGGCGGAGCGGGAAUCAAGCCCACCGGCGUCGCAGACGUCUACAGCAAGUUCAGACCGGUCAAGCGCGUGUCUCCCCUCAAACACCAGCCGCAGGAGUCGGAGCCGGAGGCCGAGGGGAAGAGCAGCAAAGAGGACAAGAGCAGAGGCCUGCCGAUGAACGGAGCUCUGUUCGGAGAGCUGGAGCACUACGACCUGGACAUGGACGAGAUCCUGGACGUGCCAUACAUCAAGUCCAGUCAGCAGACGGCCAGCCUGAAGAAGAGGAGCGCCGGCGGUAAAGGAGCGACGCUAGUGCUCUCUGAGAGCCUUCUCUCGCCCGUCAGCUGGCCCCACAUGAGGAAGUCCAAGUCUGUGGAUCAGGACUACCUCAGAGCACAGAGCGCUCACGGAUCAGAGCCGGACCUCGACAAACCUGACGGCGGCUCGGCUGCGUUCCCUCUUCAGCCGGCCAAAGGCCCGAAGCAGGACAAGCCCUGGAGAACGUUUGGAGAAGCCGACGAAGAAGCCAAGAAGACGCAGAACAUCCUGAACAUCGUGAGAGAAGGACAGAUCUCUCUGCUGCCUCACUUGGCGGCGGAGAACCUGGAGCGCAUCCGAGACGAGGACGGGAGCAACCUGCUGCAUGUGUCUGCGGCUCAGGGUCAUGCCGACUGCCUGCAGCACCUCACCUCGUUAAUGGGCGAGGACUGUCUAAACGAGCGCAACACGCAGCAGCUGACGCCCGCAGGCCUCGCCGUCAGGGUACGACACACUCACACACACCGGGUCUGCAUGCUACAGCAGGGUCUGUAUCUGGUGGUGGUGGAGACCUGCAUGUCUCUGGCGUCGCAGGUGGUCAAACUCACCAAACAGCUGCAGGAACAAACCACGGCGCGAGUCGCUCUACAGAACCAGCUUCAGCUGCUGCCGCAGACCCACGAGCUCAAAGACAGACCGCCGUCACCCAGCUCUCGUGUCGAGUCGUGGCCUGAGAUGACGCUGACGGCUGAAGCGGCUCCUGAUAACAUCCAGAGACACGUGGACUCGGACACAGUCCUGCGCAAGCUGCUGGGUAAAGAGCCGACGGAUGUGGAGGCGGAGCCAGGGGCGGGGCCUGUAGCCGGACCAAUGAGAAGGCUGGAGCCGGGCGAGAGGCGGGAUCUCAAGCUGGCGCGUCUCAAGCAGAUCAUGCAGCGCUCGCUCAGCGAAUCAGACGCGGAAGAGUCCAAACCGCCCCGACCCGAGAGGCCCACGCAGCUGCCCAUCACAGAGCACGCCGCCAAGUUCUCCUUCACACACAGGACUUCCAAAUCCGUGGACGUUUACAACCCGUCUCCGUCGCCAGACCACAGCGACCCCGAAGCCAAAACCGAGGUGACGGGAGAGCUCCCCGAAGGCCAGAAGGUCACCACGAGUCCCAAAAGCGCCCUGAAGUCGCCGUCCUCUCGCAGAAAGACCUCGCAGAACCUCAAACUGAGAGUCACGUUUGACGAGCCGCCGCGUAAAGACGGACCUUUCAAAGUCCAGCCCGGAAAAGACAAGCCGGAGUCGAGCAAGCGAGCGUUUGGGACGCUCCGCUCCAUAAUGGAAACCCUGAGCGGAAACCAGAACAGCAACAACAACAACGCUCCGAAACACGCCGGGACGUCCGGAAAGAAGAGCAAAAGCAAGACGAGCGCUGUUUAAAUCAGCAUGAUGUUACACAACAACCAUCUGCACAAGAAACUGGUGCGAAUCCAGACUAUUUAGAAACCAGGUGCUUGAUUACAUGAAUCUUUCCCACACUAUUUGCUUAAUAACACACUUUCUUACAUGCGAGUUUUGAAAUAUUCGUUUUGCAAUACUGUGAUUUUCUACAGGCCUAAUAAUCAAAACCAAGCAGAGAACGACGACCGUACAGCGAACGAACGAACGAAUGAAUCAUGUUCUUUAUUAAACGAUUCGGUGCUGCACCUUUAUUUCAUAACUCAAAUACGUUUAUAUGUCAUCUGUAUUGUUUUGAGUUAAAGUAUGGAUUUAUAAUGUUUGAAUGCAAGAAACGUUAUAUUAUUGGAAUCAUUGUAACGACAUUUGGAGAUUAAAAUAAAGACAUUUUCAGCUGAUCUAAUGCUAUCAAACGAGGA
Messenger RNA from Sinocyclocheilus rhinocerous, 2401 nucleotides. Its product is annotated as synphilin-1-like. Gene Ontology annotation, molecular function: ubiquitin protein ligase binding. The record is from RefSeq and is a predicted model, not a curated record. Bases 147 to 1964 code for a protein of 605 amino acids. NCBI's taxonomy places the organism in Eukaryota, Metazoa, Chordata, Actinopteri, Cypriniformes, Cyprinidae. The transcript is spliced from 8 exons.